Messenger RNA from Stylonychia lemnae, 759 nucleotides. The record is from the annotation of a GenBank genome assembly. NCBI's taxonomy places the organism in Eukaryota, Ciliophora, Spirotrichea, Sporadotrichida, Oxytrichidae.
AUGAAUUCAGAAAAAAUAAUUUAGCAGCAAAGUCAACUCAAUGAAUGGUUUAACCUUUUUAAGAGACAUAGAUCAAUUACAUAGGAUUAAUAGAUUUAAUCUGACGAAAGUAGUGAUGCAUUAUAAAGAAUCAAGCCACUCUCCUUGAAAGAUGAUUUAGAUCUGAAAACAACACAUAUAUUUGUCAUAAAUUUAGUAAGACUGCAGGGCAGGUUAUUUAAUGAGCAUUCUAAUCUUAAAGAUCUCAAAUCAAUUACACUGCAUCUAACUCUAGUAAGAAAAGAUUUUGAAUUCAUUGGCAGAACUUAUUCUACUCAACAGUAUCAAUGUACUAUUGAUGAAGAAUUCUUAGUGAAAGUCAAUUUCGAGAAAUAGAUAAUACCUUAAAACGUUGAUAGCAUUUUAAAUCAAAGAAAAAUAAGUCACGAUAUCGUAUUCCUUGUUGAAAACAAAGAUGAAUUUGAUGGGCUAUAAGUAGCUGUCGAGAUCAGUGGAAAUCUUGAUCUAUAAAAUGGCUUAACCAAAAGAAUACCUAUUGGCUAUACACUACUACCAGUAAUAGCUAGAAAGAUUGAAUAAGAAAUAGAUAGACUGCAAUCAAAGAUAGACACUCAAUUAAAAAUUCAAGACCCUAAUCAGAUAUUUUAUAUUGGCUUCAAAGAAAAUCUUAUCAUAGGGUCAUUAAGAGAUUUCCUGUCUGAUAAACUUUUACUUUAAAGUUGCAACCUAUUUACCGCAUUUGACUUUAAUUGGUACUGA